AUGACUGAUGGCAUUAAAUCUAGUGAUGGAGGUGGAACCAAGGCAUCAACAGUGAGAGAAGUUAUUCCCAAAGAGAAGGAUUUGUUGGAAUUCACCCCUGAUCUCAUCACAAAGCAUUUCCCCCGUAAUGUCCUUGGCUAUGUUACCCCAAAGUUGAAAAUGGAUGGACUUGUGCUGGAGAUAUGGAGACAAACACCAGCUCAACUGCAUCCCCUGCUUGUGUCUUUUCUCUCUCGUUUUGGACAGACAGCCAGGCAGAAUAACUUUGAGUUCAUUCUUGUCAUCCCACCACCAUCUGUUCAUGAGGAUAAUGAAGACUCCAUGCUGGGUUACUUCACACCACAGAACUUUCAAUCUCUCUUGUCUGAUGUCACUGCCUUCUCCUUCAUGACCUAUGACUUUUCAAGUGUUGCCAAGCCUGGUCCAAACAGCCCAUUGCCAUGGGUACAAGGUUGCAUCAAGCUCCUCUUAUCAGGCAUCCCUGAAGGAGACCAAGUGAUGAUGCAUGAGGCCUCUUCAAAAAUACUUGUUGGAUUAAACUUUUAUGGUAUGGACUACACUGCCACUGGAGGCCGACCCAUCCUUGGUAGAGAGCUUCAGAACCACAUCAGUGAUGCUGAAAAUCAGCUUGAAGAUGUCCAAGUCCAUUUCUCAGAUGAAGCUGUGGAGCACUUUUUCUCAUUCAGGGAGAAAGGCCAGCAACAUCUGGUGUUCUUUCCUACUGUCCAUUCCAUUCAAGCGCGACUGCAGCUGGCAACAUCAUUUGGUGUUGGAAUUGCCAUUUGGGAAUUGGGACAAGGGAUGAAUUUCUUCUAUGAAAUUGGACUUCUCCGGAGAUCAGCAGAUAUGGAGGCACUGUACCAUCAGACCAAUCAUAUGGUUGAUGAAACUCAGGCCUCAUUUGUUCAUUUGGAGAAGGCUGUUGGUGAUCGUGCAUUGCAGGUUGAAUCGGAGAUCCAGGCUCGCAUUGACAAGAUAACCAGCAAUUGUGAGCGGUUAGAAGUAUUGGUACACAAGGAGGUCCCAACAAGGCGUCAGAAUGCAAAAUUGAGACUCGAUCAGCUGAAGUAUGACUGUCAGCAUCUCCAGGCUGCUCUGCGAAACCUUCAACACAAAAGAUAUGCCAGGGAACGAGAGCUGAUGGAAAGGGAAGAGCUGCUUACACGGCGCUUCACACCUAAUGACCAGUCUGAUACUUCAGUUCUCAUUGACUAUGCUCUUCAGCAACAUACUUCCCUACAAAACACAAAUCGUGGCCUGGAUGAAUUGAUUGGUUCAGGAACAAGCAUUCUGAGCAAUCUUCGAGACCAGCGUACAUCUCUAAAAGGAGUGCAGAAGAAAGUCUUGGAUGUGGCCAACAUGCUAGGAAUGAGCAACACUGUCCUCAGGCUCAUCGAGCAAAGGACGUAUCGCGACAAAUUCAUCCUCUGGGGUGGCAUGCUUUUUGUGUGCCUCUUCAUGUUCCUGGUGGUAUACUAUAUCCUGUGAUGCAUCCAUCUUUUGCAGAGUUCAUGUAAUUGUUCCAUUCAUGUGAUGAUUCUUCCUACUGAAAGCAUCCUCAGUUACUUGGGAAAUCUUGAUAUUUUUGUCCAACCCAUUUGGGGAAAACUCAUGCUCUUAUAUUUUUAUCAUUCCAAUACAUUGUAUAUUAAAUGUGCUGGUUUGCAUGUAGAAGGUAUUAUAUGAUGCUAGCAGUUGCCUCUUAAGUGAAGAUUCAAGAUGACUUUCAUGGCUGUCAGUUUGUGCUCUUCCUUCAUGACCAUACGAAUUGAUACAAAACCUGAAAUGGAAAUACAUGCAUUUUUAAAG
Molecule: messenger RNA, 1809 nt
Organism: Darwinula stevensoni
Lineage: Eukaryota; Metazoa; Arthropoda; Ostracoda; Podocopida; Darwinulidae
Source: the annotation of a GenBank genome assembly